AUGGCCAUGAUGAGCAGCAUGGACGGCGGCAGCAACAUCGGCAAGGUGGCCGCCGUGGUGGACGCGGAGAACCCGGCGACCACCAUCGUCGUCGGGCCGCCGUGCGCGGUGGUGGACUCCGACUCCGACGACGACCUGUCGCAGCGCGGCAACUGGCUGCGCGCGGCGGUGCUGGGCGCGAACGACGGGCUGGUGUCGACGGCGUCGCUGAUGCUGGGCGUGGGCGCCGUGAAGGCGGACGCGCGCGCCAUGGUGAUCUCCGGGUUCGCGGGCCUGCUGGCGGGCGCGUGCAGCAUGGCCAUCGGUGAGUUCGUGUCCGUGUGCUCCCAGCGCGACGUGGAGCUGGCGCGGCUGGACCGCGACGGCAAGCGCGGCGGCGAGGAGGAGAAGGCGCUGCCCAGUCCCGUGCAGGCCGCCGCGGCGUCCGCACUGGCUUUCUCUGUGGGCGCGCUGCUGCCGCUGCUGGCGGCCUGGUUCAUCGCCGACUACAGGCUGCGGAUCUGGGUGGUGGCCGCCGUGGCCACCGCCACGCUGGCCGCGUUCGGCUGCGUCGGCGCCGUGCUGGGGCGCGCCCCCGUGGCGAGGUCGUGCGCGCGCGUCGUCGUCGGCGGCUGGGUCGCCAUGGCCGUCACCUUCGGCCUCAUGAGGUUCUUCAAGGCCAGCGGCAUAUGA
Miscanthus lutarioriparius is the source of this 672-nucleotide messenger RNA. The record is from the annotation of a GenBank genome assembly. Lineage: Eukaryota; Viridiplantae; Streptophyta; Magnoliopsida; Poales; Poaceae.